CCCAUCCGGCGGAGCGGCGGCGGCAAGAUGGUUAAGCUGACGGCGGAGCUCAUCGAGCAGGCGGCGCAGUACACCAACGCCGUGCGGGACCGGGAGCUCGAUCUGCGGGGGUAUAAAAUUCCUGUGAUUGAAAACCUGGGGGCCACUUUGGAUCAGUUCGAUGCUAUUGAUUUUUCUGACAAUGAAAUUAGGAAGCUAGAUGGAUUCCCCCUGUUGAGAAGACUGAAGACAUUACUGGUUAACAACAACAGAAUAUGCCGUGUAGGAGAGGGGCUCGAUCAGGCCCUCCCCAGUCUGCGGGAACUCAUUCUGACCAACAAUAGCAUUUUGGAACUGGGUGAUCUAGAUCCCUUGGCAACCCUAAAAUCUCUGACUUACCUGAGUAUUUUGAGAAAUCCUGUAACAAAUAAAAAGCACUACAGGCUGUAUGUAAUCCACAAGGUCCCUCAAGUGAGAGUACUAGAUUUCCAGAAAGUGAAACUAAAAGAGCGUCAGGAGGCAGAGAAAAUGUUCAAGGGCAAACGGGGUGCACAGCUUGCAAAGGAUAUUGCCAGGAGAACCAAAACUUUCAACCCAGGAGCUGGUCUGCCCACUGACAAGAAAAAAGGCGGACCCUCUCCGGGAGACGUAGAAGCGAUUAAGAAUGCCAUAGCCAACGCUUCGACCUUGGCAGAAGUUGAAAGACUGAAGGGAUUGUUACAGUCUGGUCAGAUACCCGGCAGAGAACGCAAAUCAGGACCCGCCGACGACGGCGAGGAGGAGAUGGAGGAAGACCCGGUCACUAAUGGAUCCUGAACUAUGUUUCGGGGGUCUGCCGUGUGUGUAGAAUAACAUUUUUGUGCGUCGGAAGACGAGUCUUGCUCUUUUGACACGGACCGAUUUAAUGGCUGUGUUCCUCUGAGGUGAUGCCGUUUUGUUUGUAUAGACAUGUUUGAAGUGCUCGAAUGUGCCUCUGUAAAUUUUGUAAUGUACAUUUCAAAAGCCCAGUAAACCAGUUUUUUUAAAUACCGAAAA
This is a messenger RNA of Ornithorhynchus anatinus (platypus), 1014 nucleotides long. RefSeq names its product small nuclear ribonucleoprotein polypeptide A' (gene SNRPA1). Gene Ontology annotation, molecular function: U2 snRNA binding; protein binding. The transcript has 9 exons. The record is from RefSeq and is a predicted model, not a curated record. NCBI's taxonomy places the organism in Eukaryota, Metazoa, Chordata, Mammalia, Monotremata, Ornithorhynchidae. The coding region runs from base 28 to 795 and encodes 255 amino acids. Gene Ontology annotation, cellular component: U2 snRNP. Gene Ontology annotation, biological process: mRNA splicing, via spliceosome.